AAGUGAAAGCAAUUCAUCGGUAGGACAAGUGAUUGGGCACCAGAACCAGAAGUCACCACGAGACUGGUUCGAAUUUCCGGUUUGCUUUCACCUGUUCACACGCCGUUCACAAAUUCUCUGCUUUCUUUGUUCUUCCCUCGUCUCUGUUGCUUACAGAUCCCAUACAUUCAUUCUCUUUCCUUCCAAUUUCUGGCACUUUGGGCAACAAUGGCGGCGAUCGUGGUCCAACAAUUAGCUCACUGUAUCACUUGCCAUGCUUGGAGCCCUGACAAAUCCAUGGUUGCAUUUUGUCCCAAUAAUAAUGAAGUGCACAUCUACAAAUUGUUUGAAGACAAAUGGGAAAAGGUGCAUACCCUUCAAAAGCAUGACCAAAUAAUUUCUGGGAUUGACUGGAGUACAAGAACAAACAGAAUAGUGACUGCAUCGCAUGAUCGGAAUUCAUAUGUCUGGAACCUUGAAGGAUCAGAAUGGGUGCCAACUCUUGUCAUCCUCAGGCUAAACCGUGCUGCUCUAUGUGUUCAGUGGAGUCCGAAAGAAAACAAGUUUGCGGUUGGUAGUGGGGCCAAAACUGUUUGUGUAUGCUACUAUGAACAGGAGAACAACUGGUGGGUCAGUAAACUUAUCCGGAAAAAACAUGAAUCUUCAGUGACGAGCAUUUCUUGGCAUCCCAAUAAUAUUCUGCUUGCAACAACAUCUACAGAUGGAAAAUGCCGAGUAUUCUCCACCUUAAUAAAAGGUGUAGAUGCAAAGGAUUCAAAAGGGGGCACUUCAUCAGAUUCAAAGUUUGGAGAGUUAAUAAUUCAGCUUGAUCUCUCAUUAUCAUGGGCAUUUGGCGUCAAAUGGUCACCAAGUGGCAAUACUUUGGCUUAUGUAGGUCAUAAUUCUAUGAUAUAUUUUGUUGAUGAUGUUGGCCCUUCUCCUUUGGCCCAAAAUGUUGCCUUUCGUGAUUUGCCACUCCGUGAUGUAUUAUUUGUCUCUGAAAGAAUGGUAAUUGGCGUGGGUUUUGAUUGUACUCCUAUGGUUUUUGCUGCUGAUGAUAGAGGAAUAUGGAGUUUUGUGAGAUAUCUUGGAGAAAGGAAAGCAAUAUCAUCUGGAUCAAAAUAUGGAUCACAGUUCUCUGAAGCAUUUGGGAAAUUUUAUGGCCAAUCAAAGCAUGGAAUGAACAACGACUCUGUUGAGAGUUCAAAAAUACGUGGAGGCGUUCAUGAGAACUGUAUAAAUUGUAUCAUGCCACUUGGAGAGCGUGGAACAUUUAUCAGGCGUUUCAGCACAUCAGGCUUGGAUGGAAGAGUGGUAAUUUGGGAUUUGGAGAACCAGCAAGAUUUAUUAGACUGCUUGUAAGCUUAUGAAGGAUGAAUGGAGCAUUACUUUGUAUAUGAAUUUGGCAGAGAGCAAAAAAACCUGUCUCUACCCGAAAGGCUUUAGCAGGCUUGAGUCCUCAGAUUUAUUUGCACAUGAAUCUGUGCCUUAUAAGAUAUUAUUUCAUUUUCCUUUGGCUUUGUUGUACUCUGGCUAGUGAUUUACAAGGAAGAAAAUGGCAUGAGAUAUUCUGGUCGAGAAA
Molecule: messenger RNA, 1561 nt
Organism: Prosopis cineraria
Lineage: Eukaryota; Viridiplantae; Streptophyta; Magnoliopsida; Fabales; Fabaceae
Product: actin-related protein 2/3 complex subunit 1B-like
Exons: 15
Coding region: 208-1341 (377 amino acids)
Biological process (GO): Arp2/3 complex-mediated actin nucleation
Cellular component (GO): Arp2/3 protein complex; actin cytoskeleton
Molecular function (GO): actin filament binding
Source: RefSeq, a predicted model, not a curated record